This is a messenger RNA of Tupaia belangeri chinensis (Chinese tree shrew), 702 nucleotides long. RefSeq names its product general transcription factor IIH subunit 5 (gene GTF2H5). Gene Ontology annotation, cellular component: transcription factor TFIIH holo complex; transcription factor TFIIH core complex. Lineage: Eukaryota; Metazoa; Chordata; Mammalia; Scandentia; Tupaiidae. The record is from RefSeq and is a predicted model, not a curated record. Gene Ontology annotation, biological process: nucleotide-excision repair, preincision complex assembly; nucleotide-excision repair; transcription by RNA polymerase II. The transcript has 3 exons. The coding region runs from base 275 to 490 and encodes 71 amino acids.
GGCCCCCCCCCGCCCCCAACCGCUCACUGGGGACCCUGCGGCCGGGAAACCCACCCUCUCGCGGUCCCCAGCCUGCGCUCUCCGCCCAGCCGUGGGCGGCACGUGACCCGCCUCCGCUCAGCCCCGCCUCCGGCCGACGCGCCCCACCCAUAAGAGCGUCCCCGGCGCGAUGACGUAGCUGCGCACGCGCAUACGUAGCUGUCCGUGACGCCAGGAGCUGCUUUGUCUGUGGGCGGAGCAUUCUUGAGGUUAUCUGCACCUUCUGACGGGAAAGAUGGUCAACGUCUUGAAAGGAGUGCUUAUAGAAUGCGAUCCUGCCAUGAAGCAGUUCCUGUUGUACUUGGACGAAUCCAAUGCCUUAGGGAAGAAGUUCAUCAUUCAAGACAUUGAUGACACCCACAUCUUUGUAAUAGCAGAGUUGGUCAAUGUCCUCCAAGAGCGAGUAGGUGAAUUAAUGGACCAAAAUGCUUUUCCUCUUACCCAGAAGUGAGGAUGCUAGAUAUUGACUGCCUGGGAAUUAUAACAAACAAAUGUGAAAGACUGUCAACAACGUCUGUUGACUGACGUGACUCAGCAUUGCCUGGGAGCAAACUACAGGGAAAAAUUGCAUAUCAGCUUGUUCAGAAAAAAGCCCCUGAGCUGAUUGUUUUGUACCCCAGAAUUUAAAAAAAAAAAAAAAAAAGCUUUAACAGUUGGCUGUAA